UUGCCCAGAGACUGACAAAAAUGGGUAAACAUACUGUGAACUUGGACAACAAAUCAGCAGAUGUGAGAGUGAAGCCUUUUACACUUGAAAUGGGAAUCACGUUUCAGCUGCACGUCACUAUUUCUGGAAGGAAGAUCAAUGUUUCAGAAGUGCCUGAGCUAUCCCUUCCUGAAGACUGGAUGAGAGACAAAUUAGAGCUGAAUUUCUACAAGUCUGAAGAGGGAGGAGGAGCAGUAGAAAGUGUGAACUAUGACAAGCAGUCUCGAAGAGCUGUUAUUACAUUCCUCAGACCUGGAGCAGCUAACAGCUUUGUGAGAUGUACCAAACAUCCUUUCGUUGUCAAUGGAAGGAGCUACAGGAUUUCUGUGUCUCCAAACAUCUACACACGCUUGAAAAAGUUUCAGCUCUAUUGUGGGAUUUCUAAGAAGACCAUUCUGUUGAAAGGAAUUCAAGAGACAGAAGAGGAUGAGGAAAGUAUACAGGAUAUGAUUGAAAUUCAUUUUCAAAAGCCUAGCAAUAGUGGUGGGGAAAUAGAGAAAAUCAAAUAUGUAUCCAAAGGAGCAAUAUGUGUUUGUUUUGAGGAGGAUACUUAAAGUGCCACAUAGGAAAUUGUAGAUUGA
This is a messenger RNA of Antrostomus carolinensis (chuck-will's-widow), 620 nucleotides long. RefSeq names its product N-myc-interactor. The record is from RefSeq and is a predicted model, not a curated record. The transcript is spliced from 4 exons. NCBI's taxonomy places the organism in Eukaryota, Metazoa, Chordata, Aves, Caprimulgiformes, Caprimulgidae. Gene Ontology annotation, cellular component: cytoplasm. The annotation marks the transcript as partial.